This is a messenger RNA of Rana temporaria (common frog), 1411 nucleotides long. It is a transcript of the gene HNRNPA0, whose product is annotated as heterogeneous nuclear ribonucleoprotein A0. Lineage: Eukaryota; Metazoa; Chordata; Amphibia; Anura; Ranidae. The coding region runs from base 134 to 982 and encodes 282 amino acids. The record is from RefSeq and is a predicted model, not a curated record. The transcript has a single exon. Gene Ontology annotation, molecular function: RNA binding.
GCCCCAUGACCGGAAGUUCCUUUGCAACCCGGUGACGUAAGAAUCUCCUUUUUGCAUUUUCUUGCGCGCUAAAAAAAGGAAAUAACCGUGCUCCCAACGUGCGGUAAGUUUAUUGUCAGAGAGGAGCGGAGACAUGGACACAUCUCAGUUGUGUAAGCUGUUCGUAGGAGGCCUCAAUGUCCAGACCACAGAGGCCGGCCUCAGGAGUCACUUCGAGGGUUAUGGCACCCUGACGGACUGUGUGGUGGUGGUGAACCCGCUCACUAAACGUUCCCGCUGCUUCGGCUUCGUCACCUUCGCCAACGCCGAGGAAGCAGACGCCGCCGUCACCGCCUCCCCACACGUAGUGGACGGUAACAACGUGGAGCUGAAGAGGGCCGUGUCCCGGGAGGACUCCACUAGGCCUGGGGCCCACGCCAAAGUCAACAAGCUGUUCGUGGGGGGGCUGAAGGCGGACAUCGAGGAGGAGCACCUCCAGGAGCAUUUCUCCCAGUUCGGCCCCGUAGACAAGGUUGAGAUCAUCGCCGACAAAGGCACCGGUAAGAAGCGCGGCUUCGGCUUCGUUCAUUUCGCCAACCACGACGCUGCAGACAAGGCGGCCGUGGUGAAGUUCCACCCCAUCAAUGGGCACCGCGUGGAGGUGAAGAAGGCCGUGCCCAGGGAGGACAUCGGGCAGGGUGCCGGAGCCAAGUCAUACCGGGGCGGAGGCCGGGGGAGAGGAGGCUCGGCUAACGGCUUUUCCGGGGAGAGGGAAGGCUAUGCUGGCGGCUAUGAGGCCUACGGAGGGGGCUACAACUCCUAUGGAGGAUUCGGGGAGCAGAGCGCCUAUGGUGGUGACGGUUAUAACGGCUUCGGGAACUAUUCUCAGCACAUGUCCGCCUAUGGGCCCAUGAAAGGUGCGGGACCAACCACCUGGGGGCGCAAUAGCAGCACAGGCCCUUACCAAGGAGCUGGGGGCUAUGGCUCUUACGGCUCCUACUGAACACCCCCCAUCCCCCCAAUGACUGAGCCAUGAAUGGACGAUGUCUAAGCUUUUUUUUUUUUUUUGUUCCUUUAUUUUUUACCUACCACAAGACCUGGUUGUUUCACUCGUCUGGAUCACCAUUUGGCCAGGCAUUGUUUUUUUUCAAUGUCUUCUCAUCCUGACCUGUAUUCUAUUGCCAUUUGAUCAUUGCUAAACCACAUCUUGGACAUAGACUUCCGCUAAGGAGUCAGGAGUCCUUUGUUUUGUUCAUGACUUUACCGAAUGGCCUAUCGGUCUGGAUUGUGUUUGUUACCCUUUAAACUUCCGGUUAUCUGAAAAUCCAAGAUUUUUUUUUUCUAUGACAUAUAUAAUGUUCAUUUAACUGCGUAGGAUUUGUGCAUUUGGUUUGUCCUUAUUUUUAAUAAAAACCAAACUGUUUUAAGAUUA